GUGGCGCUUGACGGUCACCUGCAGCCGAAUUACCACAACAUCACAUUUCAAUACACAUUCUUCAUAAUGGUCGGGUCACUCCUGAGCUACCUUGGCUUUGGCGGCUCAGCCGCCGCACAGGCUCCACCGGAGAACCAGCCUGUACGGGCCCUCCCUGCCAACUGGUAUACCUCUGAAGAGAUGUACCAACUUGAGCGACGCGCUAUUUUCACCAGAAGAUGGCUCAUUCUUACCCACAAAUCGAGACUCGCGAACCCUGGCGACUUCCUUCGCUACAACGUCGCCAACUACGACAUCGUCGUCUCCAAGGACCGGUCCGGUGAGAUCAACGCAUUCCACAACGUAUGCAGACACCGCGCAUAUCCCGUCGUCGAGAAGGAUGGAGGUAAUGCCAAGAUCUUCUCCUGCAAGUACCACGGCUGGUCAUAUGGCCUCAACGGCAAGCUCGCGAAGGCGCCGGGAUACCAAGAGCUCCAAAACUUUGAGAAGGCCAAGAACGGUCUCUUCCCCAUUCACACACGUAUCGACCGCAACGGCUUUGUCUGGAUCAACAUGGAUGCGAAGAAGGAGCCCGAAGUAUCGUGGGAGUCACAGUUCGACCACGUCGAUGAACAGGCACGCUUCGGUCAAUUCAACUUUGACGACUACGAGUUUGACCACACCUGGAACCUCGACGGGCCAUUUAACUGGAAGAUUCUCGCAGACAACUUCAACGAGUGCUACCACUGCAAGAGCACACACCCCGAUCUCACAACAGGUUUGAUCGACCUCGAGAGCUACGACGUCUACUGCUCAGCCGACCACAUCCAGCACGACCCCAAGACCCCUCAAGACCGCAAGGACCUCGGCCAAGAGAUCUGCUCCACAUAUUGCUUCCCCAACGCCUCCUUCACCGUCACAAAACACUUCCUCUUCAUGCAGAAGUUCAUGCCCAAGUCACCUACCGAGUCAGUCAUGUACUACGAGGUCUGGCGCAACAAGCACUCAAAGGAAGAGGACUUUCUCCUCAUCAGCGACACCUACAAGCGCGUCAUGGGCGAGGACAAGGUUCUAUGUGAGCGUGCACAGAAGAACAUCGAGGCUGGCAUCUUCGUCAACGGCGAGCUUCACCCACACAUGGAGAAGGGUCCCCUCUUCUUCCAGAAGCGAUGUCGUGAGAUUGUCAUGGAGCACGGCGCGAAGGAGAAGAAGGCCGGUCAGAAGAUCUGGCCUGCUAAGCAGCAACUCGAGCCUACUGGUACCUCAGCCAUCAGCAAAGAAAUGGAAGACUUCUGCGAGGGUCUUGCCUGUGGCAAUGACAACGAGAAGAGCGAUCUUGCUUGGUAAGCAGAGACUUGACUGUCACGAUUCAUGAUGCAUGGCCUUGGUGUUUGGGUGUUAUGAGUACUGGAGGCUUUGAACUCGUACUUUGGGGUUUGUUGUUUGACAACAUUCUUUGUUAUGACUCUUAGCGAUGAUUUCCAUAGCGCAUAUAUUCCUUCCCUUUCUCUAUGUAGAAUCCAUCUUUAUGUCUUUACGACACAUUGUCUUUGGCUCUUUUAGUGACACGCAUUUGUGGGUAUGGGUUUGACCCUGUCUGCUUCUUCCUUUAGCAUGACGUAUCAGUAUCCCAAUCUUUCUUCCUCAGAUGAGCACAUCCGCGCGUCGUCGCAGUACGAGAUCUGCACCGCCGUUAACGGACUUUUGAUAUCGCACGGUGUUUCGGUCCUAAUUGGGAAAGAUUGUGCGCCGUCCAAUCAGAUGCAGU
This is a messenger RNA of Alternaria rosae, 1747 nucleotides long. RefSeq names its product naphthalene 1,2-dioxygenase subunit alpha. The coding region runs from base 67 to 1326 and encodes 419 amino acids. NCBI's taxonomy places the organism in Eukaryota, Fungi, Ascomycota, Dothideomycetes, Pleosporales, Pleosporaceae. The record is from RefSeq and is a predicted model, not a curated record. The transcript is spliced from 2 exons. Gene Ontology annotation, molecular function: 2 iron, 2 sulfur cluster binding; iron ion binding.